This is a messenger RNA of Linum tenue, 1083 nucleotides long. NCBI's taxonomy places the organism in Eukaryota, Viridiplantae, Streptophyta, Magnoliopsida, Malpighiales, Linaceae. The record is from the annotation of a GenBank genome assembly.
ACAUCAUCACCACCAUUCCAGUUCCAAUCCCCAUUGUUGCCCCACCAGCACCAUCAUGACAGGAAUAAUAAUGCCGACGACGUCGCUGUCUCGCCCACGACGUCCGCCGCCGCCACCAAUCCUCCUCGACCACCUUUUUCUGUUUCCGACGACAACCAAACAACGUCGGUUGAUCAGGACGAUAAGGAUGAGCCUAGAAAGGGUCAAAAUCUCGUGGGCGUCAUUCUCAUGCUACUCAUCAGCGUCCCCACCGGUCUGUUUCUCGCAUUUCUGUUGUCGAGUUUUGAAGAGCUGAAGGCCUACACCCCCAAAGCCGACGUCGUUUCGGCGUUCGUGUCGGUUAGCAAUAGUACCAACAACAACAGCAAUGGGCCUACCGCCACCGCGGGCCGAAUAUUAACAGCCAACUGGGCCAUGGUUAUCCAUCUCGACAACGACGUGAGGCGUUGUUGUCAGUCGGUCCAUCUCUACCGAGUUGAUGCCUCGGUUUUUCAUGGCGACGACGCGCUCGCAUCGACCCAGCGAUUUACCGGGUUUAACGCCCCAGAUAAAAGACGGCAGGACCACGUCACGUUUUCGGUCCAAUUGGGGGCGAAAGAAGCAGAUGUCGGCGAGAGGGUGGUGUCCGCCAUUUCCAGGGAUUAUUGGACGGAAUCGGCGGAACCGAGCCGGUUACGGUUCAAGGCUGUGAUUACGGUUUGGGUGCGGCUCAAACCGGAUAGAUUCCGUAGCCGAUUCUACUUAGCGCGGAUUAGUUGUGACCCGCUCUGGAUCGGAUCUUCUGGUAUCGUUGUGGGCACGAUCUCCAAGGAUAACCGGGAAUGCAACGUUCACGUGAUUCGAGAAAGCAAGCCAGUGUGGUUAGACAACGGUUGGGUAGCUGGCAGCUUGAUUUUUGCAACUAUCAUUGUUUCUGCAAGUCUCUGUAUCGUGGGCGCUAAGUUUGGGGUAUUCUAGCGGUUGUGUCAGAUGGUGACGUAUGAACAUAUUUGAUCAAAAGUAGUAUUAAAAUGGAUGAACUCUUAAAAAUUAAUUACUUGUGUUACACACAAAAAAAUUCUUCAUACCAAGCUGUCAUUGACA